This is a messenger RNA of Chenopodium quinoa (quinoa), 3171 nucleotides long. Its product is annotated as acylamino-acid-releasing enzyme-like. Gene Ontology annotation, biological process: proteolysis. The record is from RefSeq and is a predicted model, not a curated record. Gene Ontology annotation, molecular function: serine-type endopeptidase activity. Lineage: Eukaryota; Viridiplantae; Streptophyta; Magnoliopsida; Caryophyllales; Amaranthaceae.
CAUCGAAUGACAAGAUAUAUCGCUUCUGCAUCCUCAAUCAAAUGUGAGUACUUGAAUUUGUAUCCAUUGAAAUUGGGUUCCCUAUUUCCACCCUUUUCCUUUUCUUACUCUCAUUCUUCGAUCACUCUUCCUCGUUCUCCAUUAAAAAAGUUGUCAAUCGUCUCAGCAAUGGAUGUUUCUGGAGCUGAACCUUCAAAGGAGUUGCCAUUGGGCUUGGACUCAACCAUGGCUGAAGAAUAUGAUUCUCUGUCAAAGCUACUUUUACAAUUUACUAGCAUUCCUAGCAUUAACAAAGCCUGGGUGUUCAAAUCAAAUACAGGCAAGGAUUCCAAAGCAAUGUUUUCUAUUAACCAGUCAAAUCUAUUGGCAAAUAAGUCGAGAAAGUCUUUGAUAUCUGCUUAUAUAAGAAAGGAUGGAAACAAGCCCAUCAAUUUCGAAUGGUCCCCCUUCCCCUUGGAGCUGUCAGGGGUAUCAUUAAUGGUGCCUUCACCAUCUGGUUCAAAGCUUCUUAUGGUUCGAAACCCUGAGAAUGAUUCUCCCACCAAACUUGAAAUAUGGGGCCCUUCAGCCUUGGAGAAGGAGUUUCAUAUCCCCCAAUCUACUCAUGGUUCAGUCUACUCUGAUGGAUGGUUUGAACGUGUUUCCUGGAAUUCUGAUGAAACACUUAUUGCAUAUGUUGCUGAGGAGCCUUCCCCUCCUAAACCAAUCUUCAAUACAUUUGGUUACAAGAGUGAAAGUUCCAAUGAUAAGGAUUGUAACAGCUGGAAAGCCCUCGGGGAUUGGGAAGAGGGAUGGGGGGAAACAUAUGCGAAUAAAAGGAGGCCUACACUCUUUGUCAUCAAUGUUGACAGCGGUGAGGUACGUGCCGUUGAAGGGAUUAAAAAUUCAUUGAGCGUUGGUCAAGCUGUAUGGGCUCCGUCAUCAAAAGUCUCACAACAAAAAUUGAUCUUUGUUGGGUGGUCAUCAGAUUCAAGAAAACUUGGCAUCAAGUACUGCUAUAAUAGGCCAUGUGCUAUGUAUGCUGCCUGCAGUCCAUUCAAUGAGUUAGCAGGUGAUGAUGCUGAUCAUAGAUGCAACAAAGACUCGGGGGUGGUGAUAUUGACUCAGGGAAUUAAUAGUGCAUUCUCCCCUAUGUUCAGUCCUGAUGGCAAAUUCCUUAUCUUCUUGUCUGCCAAAGCUUCUAUUGACUCAGGAGCACAUUCAGCUACAUAUUCACUACAUCGUAUAGAUUGGCCCACUGAUGGAAAUCUAAAUUUAUCCUCCAAAAUUGUUGAUGUGGUUCCUGUUGUGAUGUGUCCUGGGGAUGGUUGCUUCCCUGGGCUAUAUUGCUCCAGCUUCCUGACGAACCCAUGGCUCUCUGAUGGGCGUACUGUCAUUUUAUCUUCCAUAUGGGGAAGUACCCAAGUUAUACUUUCCGUGGAUAUACUGAGUGGUAAUGUGCGCUUAACACCCCAUGAUUCUACAUCUUCAUGGAAUCUUCUCUCCCUUGAUGAAGAUAAUAUCAUUGCUAUUUGUAGCAGCCCAGUACAGGUUCCAGAAAUCAAAUAUGGUUCGCUUCUUAAAGAAUCUUCAACAAGUGCUUCAUGGAGUUGGCAAGAUGUGUCUGGCCUUGCUUUCAGAUGCUCUAAGGAGGUCGAAUCCUUGUUGUCUUCCCUUCAGUUCAGCAUUAUGAAGGUUCCUGUGAGGGACGGAUCAGGGAACUCUUCCAAAGGUGCUUCCAAACCUAUUGAAGCCAUAUUUGUGUCUUCCAAAAGAGAGAAAAGUGACUCCUGUAACCCAUUGAUUGUAGUUCUUCAUGGGGGGCCACACUCUGUCUCAACAACGGGCUUCUCUAAGUCAUUGGCAUUUCUCUCUUCAAUUGGUUAUAACUUACUAAUUGUUAAUUAUAGAGGCUCGUUAGGGUUUGGAGAAGAAGCACUACAGUCUCUUCCUGGGAAAAUAGGAUUUCAGGAUGUUGGUGAUGUGCUCACAGCAAUAGACUACGCUAUUGAUUUGAAAUUAGUGGACCCCUCUAAAAUCACUGUUCUGGGUGGUUCUCAUGGUGGCUUUCUGACCACCCAUCUCAUUGGACAGGCUCCUGAAAAGUUUGCUGCUGCAGCAGCCAGGAAUCCUGUAUGUAACCUCGUUUCGAUGGUCAGUACUAGUGAUAUCCCCGAAUGGUGUUUUGUGGAGUCAUUUGGGAAAGAGGGAAUAGCGCACUUUACUAGUGCACCCUCAAAGGAACAUUUAAGUGUCCUUUAUGACAAGUCUCCCAUUGCGCAUGUCAACAAGGUCAAAACGCCCACUAUAUUCCUUAUAGGUGCUAAGGACCUCCGAGUUCCAUCCAGCAAUGGAUUAGAGUAUGCACAGGCAUUGAAGGAAAGAGGAGUUGAAGUCAAGAUAAUUGUGUUUCCGGAAGAUAUUCACGCAAUUGACAAACCGCAAUCCGACUUUGAAAGCUUCCUAAAUAUUGGAGUUUGGUUCAAGAAAUACUGUAAAUAGACAGGAACUGAUAGGCUCCCGGCACUCAUGGAGGGAAAUUGAAUCGAUUGCUUGAAGAAACUGAAAGAGCUUUGCCCUCCUAUCAUUUCUUUCGUGUAACAUUCGUUCUUGAGAAGCUGAUAAAGCUCUUAAUAAGCAUUGACACUUACGUCAUUCGGUGCUGUAUAAUUCCGGGCAAUAGUGUGCUAUUAUCAGUACAACACUGCAGGUCCAGCAAUGGCAUUCAGAAAAAGUCGUUUUCAAGCAUCUGAACUGAAUUAGAUUAUGGAAAUGCGAAAUUAAACUGUGAUUAAAGUUAUAGAGUGAUUAGUUAUCUUUGUUAAGAUUUUAGUUUAAAUGUUAAAUUAACGGCUAAAUGUGCGUUCUCUGACAACAAACUAGGGGAUUUAAUUAGCAAACAACCCUACUACCUAUGUCUUUUAUGGUAUCGCCCAUAUUUGCACAAUUGCACAUGAACAUGCCCACGUUACUGCAAUAAACUAACGGCUACUUUGACAUAUUUUCAUUGACUAAUAGAAAGCCAAUUAAGCCCUUAGAUUGGGUUUUCUACUUUCAGAUGUAACCUUAAAUGAAAUAAAACGUUCAUGUUGACUUAUUACGGAUCGUACAUUAUACCCUGUAUAGAUGUAUAAGAUAAAUAUUGUAAUAAGUGUAAAAACACUUUAUGCAACUAUGCUUAUGUUUGCUUUU